This is a messenger RNA of Aspergillus clavatus NRRL 1, 1185 nucleotides long. Its product is annotated as putative Zn-dependent hydrolase/oxidoreductase family protein. Gene Ontology annotation, cellular component: membrane-bounded organelle; cytoplasm. The transcript has 4 exons. The record is from RefSeq and is a predicted model, not a curated record. Lineage: Eukaryota; Fungi; Ascomycota; Eurotiomycetes; Eurotiales; Aspergillaceae. Gene Ontology annotation, molecular function: zinc ion binding; N-acylphosphatidylethanolamine-specific phospholipase D activity. The coding region runs from base 1 to 1185 and encodes 394 amino acids. Gene Ontology annotation, biological process: N-acylethanolamine metabolic process; N-acylphosphatidylethanolamine metabolic process.
AUGAGCUCUUCGACCGCUGCGAUUCUCUACGCCAUCACGGUGACUACACCUCCCGCUUCACCAGAGCCUGACGAUGCACAGAAGAAGAGCCAUCAUCUAAAGGGCGGGUUCACAAACCCCUGGGACUCCUGGAGACCGAUCAAACCUACUAUCGCUGUCGAUAUUCUUUCUCGGCACGUAACAGGAAAAGCGAACAAGCCUGAUACCACUCCACCAACCGUCCCCGUCCGCAAACCGGAAUUCUUACCGAGCCGGGAAACACAGAAGCUGCGGGCUACGUGGCUAGGUCACGCCUGCUACUACGUUGAGUUUCCUGGAGGCUUGCGGGUUUUGUUCGAUCCCGUGUUCGAGGAUCGUUGCUCACCUUUCUCAUGGCUCGGCCCGAAACGUUAUACUGAGAGGCCUUGUGAUAUCAAGGAUAUCCCUAUCAUCGAUGCAGUUGUUAUCUCUCACAACCAUUACGAUCAUUUGUCUUAUCCUACCAUCAAGGAGAUAGCUGAGCGUCAUCCGAAUUGCCAGUUCUUCGCGCCUCUGGGUAACAAGGAAUGGUUCAAAUGUUCAGGGAUUGAUAAGGUGACCGAGAUGGACUGGUGGGAAGAACGGGACAUGGUUCUCUCUCCUGCAGAACCAAGCACAAAAGUCGAGGAAGCAACAGAUGACCUGGCGUCGAAGAAGGCGGAUAUCAAAGCUCGCCUUGGUUGCCUACCGUGUCAGCAUACCAGUAAUAGAGGACUCCUAGAUCGACAGAAGACAUUGUGGUCCUCGUGGUACGUUGAAUCUGGCGGCCACAAGGUCUAUUUCGCUGGUGACACUGGAUAUCGUGCUGUACCCGAACUCCCAGAUGAUGUAGAUGACCACGCUGCUGAGUACGAAUACCCUUCCUGCCCUGCCUUCAAACAAGUUGGCGAGUUCCGCGGACCAUUCGACCUGGGGUUGAUUCCAAUUGGAGCCUACGCGCCUCGGUGGAUCAUGAGCCCAAUGCAUGCAGAUCCCCACGACGCUGUCGAAAUUUUCAAAGACACACGCUGCAAACGAGCCGUUGCCAUCCACUGGGGUACCUGGGUGCUCACCGAAGAAGAUGUUCUCGAGCCUCCGAGGAAACUGAAGGAGGCAUUGAAGAAACAUGGAAUACCUGAAGACGGAAUAUUUGACGUUUGUGAUAUUGGUGAGAGCCGAGAGUAUUAA